Theileria annulata is the source of this 426-nucleotide messenger RNA. RefSeq lists its product as uncharacterized. Gene Ontology annotation, molecular function: adenylylsulfatase activity. Bases 1 to 426 code for a protein of 141 amino acids. The record is from RefSeq and is a predicted model, not a curated record. NCBI's taxonomy places the organism in Eukaryota, Apicomplexa, Aconoidasida, Piroplasmida, Theileriidae. Gene Ontology annotation, biological process: sulfur compound metabolic process; purine ribonucleotide metabolic process. Gene Ontology annotation, cellular component: cytoplasm. The transcript is spliced from 3 exons.
AUGACCUAUACGCAUUUUUUUAUUAUUUUUGUUUUUAUGAUUUCAGGUAGUUUUAAGUUGGUUUCUCCCUUUUUUACCAGACUAAGUCUCACACCAUUUUACAAACACAUUAGCAUUGUUCCAACAAAAAAAUCUAAUUUCAGUACUUGUAAAAGUCAUUUUUCCGUCUUAAAAUCCAUGGCAAGAUCCGAUAAGGGCGAUGAAUUAACAGUAUUUCACAAAAUUGUCAAUGGUGAAUUGCCUUGUAAAAAGGUUUACGAGGAUGAUUAUGUUUUAGCCUUUUAUGACAUCCAACCCGCUGCUCCAAGUCACAUUUUAAUAGUCCCUAAGGAAAUGGACGGCCUAUCUAGUUUAAGUGACGCUACAGAACGGCACGAAAAAGUUUUGGGCCAUAUGUUAGUUACGGUAAUUUUUAGAGCUCAAUAA